UCUUUAGUUGCUAAAAUACCAAUGUUGAGAAUCAGAGCCUUUCGUAGGCGAUGGUUUCUAGCUGUUUUUGCAGCCUGUUUUCUUCUAUAUGUCGGUUAUAACAAUCUAGACAAUACUCGAACAGAUUCUUCCAGCAUUUAUGAGGUGAAACAUACUUUACUUAGACAACCUUUUCAGUGGCAGCCUAAAACACAAGAUGUAGACAGUAACGUUACUAAAGUUUUCCGCUGCAGAAAUUCCGUCCAAGGUCGUCAGUAUUUAGUAGAUGAGAGAGGUUAUGUUUGUGAGAGAGGCUAUUUGACAAGUGGAGGUUGUUGUGACAAAACAUCAAUACAUACAACAAGAUAUAAUUGUACCACAUGUAAAACCAACAGUUGCUGUACACUAUAUGAACAUUGUGUAUCCUGUUGUCUCCAGCCAGAUAAGCAACCAGUGUUACAACGGAUUUUACAACAAGCCCGCAACAGUGUUGAUAAAUUGUUUGUAGCUGUCUCGGACCAGUUUGAACUCUGUCUAGCUAAAUGUAGAACUUCUUCAAAGAGUGUACAACAUGAGAACUCCUAUCGAGAUCCUAGAGCCAAAUAUUGUUAUGGGGAGGACCUACCUGAUUUGCAAAUGGUGGUCACAUGAUUGUCACAUGACUUGUCACAUGAUCUCAAGUUUAUGAUAAAAAUAAUGG
This is a messenger RNA of Ruditapes philippinarum (Manila clam), 679 nucleotides long. RefSeq names its product SREBP regulating gene protein-like. The record is from RefSeq and is a predicted model, not a curated record. The transcript is spliced from 5 exons. The coding region runs from base 22 to 630 and encodes 202 amino acids. Lineage: Eukaryota; Metazoa; Mollusca; Bivalvia; Venerida; Veneridae. Gene Ontology annotation, biological process: positive regulation of SREBP signaling pathway.